Molecule: messenger RNA, 2517 nt
Organism: Phodopus roborovskii (desert hamster)
Lineage: Eukaryota; Metazoa; Chordata; Mammalia; Rodentia; Cricetidae
Gene: Trmt2b
Product: tRNA methyltransferase 2 homolog B
Exons: 14
Coding region: 211-1695 (494 amino acids)
Biological process (GO): RNA processing
Molecular function (GO): tRNA (uracil(54)-C5)-methyltransferase activity, S-adenosyl methionine-dependent
Source: RefSeq, a predicted model, not a curated record
GGGCAGGCGAGCCUGAGCGCCGCGCACCAGGAAGUGACUCGCCCCUGUGACCUCCCGCCCCAAGCGCCAUCCGCUCGCCUUUUGGUUUGCCACUGCACGGCCAUCGGAGGCUUUAGUGGCUCCGAAGGAAGGAGUGGUGGAUGAAAGAGAUGUCAGAGGAAUGACUGACCUGCUAGAAGCGAUCUAGCUAGCAUCAAGAGAUGAGUCCUAAUGGCCAACCCAAGAUUACUCCUUUCCAGGGUGGGUUUCUUCUCCAACCCAGGACUUGGUUGGUGUACUGCAAAACGAACAGAUUUGUCACAGUCCUUUUUGGGCAGAGCACAUGAGGGAAAUUUCACUGGUGUGAUAGUUAAAAAGCAUCCAAACCAACAAAAAUACCAGAGGAAACAAAAGCAUUUUAGAUCACUACAUGACUCCUGGCAAGAGAGGCUGGCAGAUGUUGUGACUCCACUCUGGAGGCUGAGCUAUGAAGAACAGCUCAAGGUGAAAUUUGAAGCUCAAAAGAAAAUUUUACGAAAACUGGAGUCUUACCUACAAGUGCUCCAUGGAGUUAGUGGAACAGCAGUCACACUCCAUUCGGAGGGGCUGCACUGUCACCUCCAUCCUAUUAUACCUUCUCCUAUGGUUGAUGGCUACCGAAAUAAGUCCACCUUCUCUGUGAACCGGGGCCCAGACGGCAAUCCAAAGACUGUGGGGUACUACCUAGGAACUUGGAGAGAUGGGAAUAUCAUCUGUGUACCAUGUAGCCAUCUGAAAAACAUCCCAGAGAAACACAGUCAAGUGGCUCAGUACUAUGAAGUAUUCCUUCGACAGUCUUCAGUGGAGCCCUGUCUUCUGUUUCAUGAAGGUGGACACUGGCGUGAGCUUACAGUUCGAACUAAUAGCCAAGGACACGUGAUGGCUAUCAUCACUUUUCAUCCUCAGGGGUUAAGUCAGGAGGAACUGUGUGCUCAGAAGGUGACCUUGAAGGACUUUUUCACUCAAGGCCCCGGAGCAGUCUGUGAAUUGACCUCACUCUAUUUCCAGGAAAGUACCAUGACCCGUUGCAGCCAUCAGCAGUCCCCCUACCAACUCCUGUUUGGGGAACCACACAUCUUUGAAGAUCUUCUGGGUUUGAAGAUCCGCAUCUCUCCAGAUGCCUUCUUCCAGAUUAAUACCGCUGGCGCAGAAUUGCUCUAUCAGACCAUUGGGGAGCUGAGUGGAGUGAACUCCAAUACCAUCCUCCUUGACAUUUGCUGUGGAACGGGUGUGAUUGGCCUUUCUCUGGCUCAGCGUGCAUCCCAGGUCCUUGGCAUUGAGCUGGUAGAGCAGGCAGUAGAAGAUGCCAGGUGGACUGCAGCCUUCAAUGGUGUCACUAACUGUGAGUUUCAUGCUGGUAGAGCAGAGAAGAUUUUGCCACAGUUGUUAAGGCUGCAGAAAGAUGAGAUGUUAACUGUUGCUGUGGUGAAUCCGGCCCGUGCUGGACUGCAUUACCAAGUGGUGCAGGCCAUUCGGAACUGCAGGGCCAUCCACACUCUAGUUUUUGUUUCCUGCAAGCCCCAUGGUGAAAGCAUGCGGAACUUUAUUGAGUUGUGUUGUCCUCCAAACUCUGCUAAGAAGCUCCUCGGUGAACCAUUUGUCCUGAGACAAGCUGUACCUGUGGAUUUGUUUCCCCACACCCCACACUGUGAGCUGGUACUCCUCUUCACUCGAUAGCAGUAGGAGACAACAGGCUGCAAAGGCUGAAGUUUCAGAGACAUCCGGGUCUGGCAUGUUGCUGCAUUGGAGACCAUGGAUGUAUAUCACCAGGGUAACCAGUGUUUGAAUCUUCAGCAAGAAGAAUAUAGCUGGCCUCCUUGGAGGCAGAUUGAACUGUACCUUGUCAUAUCCCUUUGGGAUUAUCCAUAUUUGGUUAGAUUUGAACACUCCUAACUCCUUGAACGUUUUACAAAGCAGAAGGGUUAGGGAGAUGGCUAAGUGAAUAAAGUGCUUAUCGGACAUGCACAAGUAACUGAGUUUCAAACUCCAGCAUUCACAUAUAAGUAACAGGUCAUAGUGGACAAGGCUGUUCUUCCAGUGCUAGGAAGUGGAGACAGGGGGAUCUUGAGGGUUUCCCUGACUAGCCAAUCUAGUUAAGUGAGUUCCAGGUUCAGUGAGAGACCAUAUUUCCAAAGAAAGAGAGUUGGGAAAUUAUAUCAAUCUCUGGCCUCUACAGAGUGUAAUUGCAGACACAUGUGUACAUACAGACACACACCACACAAAGCAGACAAAGUUAUGUAGUAAUUGCAGGGUACUUAGGUUUUUUAGACUUUGACACUUCUAGAAUGUCCUUUGAUAAUGUGGUUAUGUCUAGGGAAGGAGAAAUGGCUCAGCAUUCACAAGCACAUACUUCUCUUAUAGAAGACCUAAGUUUGAUUCCUGGUAUUCAUGUCAGGCUGCUCAUAACUGCUUGUAACUAGAUCCAGGGGAUUUGAUGCCUUCUUCUGACCUCCAUGGACACUGUACUCAUAUGCACAAACCUACAUUCACCCACAUGCA